ACACUCACUUCGCGCGCCAUCUUUCUCUGAACAACAAGCCGUAAAAAUUAUUGUGUAAAGCCAUAGCAGCUUCUUUCUGUCAAGCUAUUUGAUAUUAUUUGCUAUACUGAACAAUGAGUGACAUUGAGGAUGAGAACUAUGAAAGACGGGGGUCACUCUCCCAAUCUAAAUCGGAUCGUGGGAGCCCAGUUCGGGUCAAGUCAGAGAGCAGGUCCGGUUCCCCAAGCCAGUCACGAGCCUCCAAACACUCCGAGUCCAGAUCCCACUCUCGGUCAAAAUCUAGAUCUCGUUCUAGGCGGCACUCUAAUCAACGCUGUAGCCAUUCACGCUCUCAUUCCUAUUCCCAUCGGAGGAAGUCCCGCUCUCAAUCUUACAGCCCUGAAGAUCGGCGCAGGAGGAGCCAUAGCACUUCACCUAUGUCGAACCGGCGCCACCACACUGGCAGCAGGAGCCAUGACUUCACAAAAGAAGGAUACAGUCAUGGUGGUGAUGCUGAUGUUAGGGCAAACCCGGACCCAAGCACAUGUCUAGGGGUGUUUGGUUUGAGCCUGUACACCACAGAGCGCGACCUGAGGGAGGUGUUUUCUCGCUAUGGUCCUCUGGCUGGGGUCAAUGUUGUGUACGACCAGCGCACAGGUCGCUCCCGUGGCUUUGCCUUUGUUUACUUUGAGAGACUUGAGGAUUCCAAAGAGGCAAUGGAGCGAGCCAACGGCAUGGAGCUGGAUGGUAGGCGCAUCCGAGUAGAUUAUUCUAUUACCAAACGUCCCCAUACUCCAACACCAGGAAUCUACAUGGGCCGACCAACCCACAGCAAUGGUGGUGGUGGUGGUGGUGGUGGUGGUGGUGGUGGCGGCGGCAACAACAGCAGGAGGGGGAGGGACUCGUACUAUGAGCGCAGUUAUGACCGCUAUGACAGAUAUGACGAUUAUGACUAUAGAUAUAGUCGCAGGCGCUCUCCAUCACCCUACUACAGUCGCUACAGGUCUCGCUCACGGUCCCGUUCCUACAGCCCACGACGAUACUAAGCUGUUUCCUUCAACAUUCAGCUUCUCUCCAAUAAUUGGUGUUUGAUUCAUCAAGAUGUUUUCAGGGGGAGACAUUUUGAACUAGCCAGACUAUAUCAGCUCAUAGGUUUGAGGCAGUUCUUGUUUACAUGCAAAUAGAGGUAUAAAAUUUUAGGAAUUUUUGAUGCAUCCACAUUGUGAGCAAAGAACUGCUGAUUACUGUUGCCUUUUUCUUAGACAGGCGUCUUUCCUUUCUCUUAAUUUUCUGCAGCAGUGAAACCUUUUUUCUGUUAAUGCCAUUAUUAGACUGUUAAUCUGGUCCUUGUAAUGACGAGGAAUGAAAACUGGGUUUUAGUAAAGAAUGGUGACACUUAAUUCUGUAUGUAAGUAAAGAUAACAUGAUUGUCAGUGGUACCUCACUGAGUUUACUGGUAAGUAGCAAGUAAAAUGAGGCUGUCAAAUGAAGUGUUACUAUGAGAUCAAUGGUUGGUUCUCUGCUCACAUUCACUCUUAUUUUUUAUGUCAAGGAAGUUGUUUUGAGUUUCUGCUGAGUUUUAUUAUUGUGUAUUUUUAUUAUUUCUUUAUAUGGAAAUACAGAUGUAUGAAAACUAAAGUUUGUAUGUUUUUCUGACUUGAUGUGCAUGAAAUUGAAGUUGAUCUUUGGUUGUAAAGUUAGGAGUUAAGCUGUAAGUUGAGUGGGUGAGGUGGGAAGACAGAAUUUCACAGAACAAGACCAGUGCCAAGUAGUUGUGCAUGAUAAGUUUAUGUUGAUACUAAUUUAAAGUAGUUGAUCUGAAGCUAGUCUUUGAAAUCACCAUAUAGUCUCAGAGUCCAGUUUUCUUCUUUUUCUGGGCUACAUGAAUGAUAACAUUCAAAAAGGAAUUUAUCCAGUUUUUAUUUGAUGACUUUUCAUUGCCUACGAUACAACAUUCACAUUUAACACAAACAAAAACAAACUUUCAGAGUAUUCUGUAACUGGUUUAGAAGCAUUCCCAAUAUGUGUUCAAAGGAAAAACAAGAGCUUGUUUUACUCAAAAUGAUUUUUGAAUGCAUGUUACAGUAAUAUUUAUGGCACUAUGAUGUACUCCAAUACUAAAUUCAUCAUAUGUUUGCUUUUACAUUAUGAAAAAGUGACAGAACACAGCUGUUUGUUCUGUGUAACAGAAGUGAUAUUCUUGCAUUAGACAAAACUUUGCGGAUUGCAUCAAUAGUCAGUUUUUGUCCCAGAGAGAGAGAUAGGUAUAGAUAUCUGACACAGUGGUGCAAGCAAGGAACUGAGUGGCUAAUCACACCAGUAAACGUGAAGGAAUGGAGGACUUUUUGUCUGUAGACCUCAGCCCUACCCAUAAGGAACUUCAUUCAAAUGGAAUCAGUAAUAAUUGCUGACAUGUCAUUGGGCCCCUCAGAAUUGUGCAUUCAUUCAUACUGACUCAAAGAUGAUUCUUAAGGUUCCAAUGUAACCAUUAGCUGGAAGAAUACAAGGGUCAAAGUAUGAGGUCUCUUCCAAUAAAGACAACACUGUGCUCUAUAGUGGCAUGCCUGUGGUAUACAGACAUGCCACUUAUAUGUCACCUUUGAUUUUUACAUUAAGUGAACUUUAAUCACCAGCACUCAUUCCUGUACCUUAGCCAGUAUAGAUUUGGGUAAAGAAAUGAUAAAAUAUUAUUCUUUGAAGUGCAUUUUCAUUGCAAAGAUCAGGUGCACAGAUUAAAGAAAAUGUUAAAAUACUUGA
Messenger RNA from Monopterus albus (swamp eel), 2736 nucleotides. RefSeq names its product transformer 2 alpha homolog (gene tra2a). Gene Ontology annotation, molecular function: RNA binding. The record is from RefSeq and is a predicted model, not a curated record. Lineage: Eukaryota; Metazoa; Chordata; Actinopteri; Synbranchiformes; Synbranchidae. The coding region runs from base 114 to 1025 and encodes 303 amino acids. The transcript has 9 exons.